AUGUUAAUGAAAGCAUGAUUAAUUGGUGGAUAUUUAUUAAGUUCGUUGAAUAAUUUUGAUUUACGUUUUUGUGUAAAUACUGGUGAAGAUGAGUUAUGUGCAUUUGUAUUGACAAUAAUUAAAAGUAAAAAAUAUGAUAAACUUAUUCAAUCAACAUGGAUUACCCAACUACAUCAGAAAUAUCCAAAUGUUGAUCAAAAGUUUUUUGAACUAAAUGAAUGUCAUCCAUGGAUUUAUGAUCGAUAUUCUGUUCGUAUACAAUUAUUUAUUGAUUUAAUUAUUAGAAACUGA
Molecule: messenger RNA, 291 nt
Organism: Rotaria sp. Silwood2
Lineage: Eukaryota; Metazoa; Rotifera; Eurotatoria; Philodinida; Philodinidae
Source: the annotation of a GenBank genome assembly